Chelmon rostratus (copperband butterflyfish) is the source of this 635-nucleotide messenger RNA. RefSeq names its product melan-A (gene mlana). The record is from RefSeq and is a predicted model, not a curated record. Lineage: Eukaryota; Metazoa; Chordata; Actinopteri; Chaetodontiformes; Chaetodontidae. Gene Ontology annotation, cellular component: melanosome. The transcript is spliced from 6 exons. The coding region runs from base 1 to 543 and encodes 180 amino acids.
AUGAAAGGCCAGCAGCUGACGCCUUUAGUUUCACGAGUGGAUAAUAGUGUUGCGUUCAGGACUGCGGGGUUUCACGAGGCAAGAUAUUUGAGGAGUGAAAUAACACAGAGCUCCAGGGACCCAGUCUUUCUUAGAAGGCGAAGGAACUGUUCUCUACAAUCUAAUUAUCCAGUUUGUUGGGUGCUGUGUAAUCGUACAGACGGGAUGCCUCGUGGAGACUUCAACAUUUAUUUUGCCAGCAGCAGACGAGGAUAUGUCAGAGCUGAAGAAGCUGUGGGCAUAGUUCUACUGGUGGUCAUUCUGGCAGCUCUCCUCAUCCUGGGCUGCUGGUACUUCAAGAAGAGGAGUGGGUACAAAAUAAUCAGGAGCCCUAGAUCAGGGUCACCAGGAUACACAGGAGGCCAGUACUCAGAGGCAGGACCUUCGGCAGAUAACAAGAUGGCUCUAACUGAUUUUGGGAGCUUCCGACCUGCGAUUCCUAAUGCUCCUCCAGCCUACGAAAAGAUUUCCUCAGGGCCGCUGCCUCCUCCCUAUUCCCCCUGAAGGACAUUUGUAGAAGAUGGACAGAUGUGUGAAGAAGAAAGAAAAAUAUUGUAGAACAAACUCUUAACUUCAUUUGUUGUCUCAUGCAAUAU